This is a messenger RNA of Trematosphaeria pertusa, 777 nucleotides long. RefSeq lists its product as uncharacterized. Bases 142 to 603 code for a protein of 153 amino acids. The record is from RefSeq and is a predicted model, not a curated record. The transcript has a single exon. NCBI's taxonomy places the organism in Eukaryota, Fungi, Ascomycota, Dothideomycetes, Pleosporales, Trematosphaeriaceae.
ACAUUGGACGAAAGGGCGUCCCAGAUGCGCUGCGGCGAAGGCGUCGCAGCGUCGCUCGAAAGAUGGUGGAUGCGAAGGCGGGCGCGGCGUGAACAGACAGCCUCGGGGGCCCAUGGGCGAUAUUAAUUCGGGGGAGACGCGAUGGGUGGCAUUGAGGCUCACACGCCCGCACAGCCACGGUUGGCAAUUGGCCGCGCCGCAGCUGGGGAAAAAGGAGUUCCUCGCAGCGUGGGGCGGUGGAGCCAAGCCGGUGGGCCCCUGCCGCGCGUCUUGCCCGUCUCUCGACCUGAGACUGUUGAAAUGUGGAUUUGCACUGAGUUUGAUAGAAAGAAGACGGAUCUUUGUUCCACGCUGGAGCGGGUAUCGGACGUGUCAAAAUGCAGCAGCGCGCGACCACGUUUUCGCGCCACGCGGCGAAACGCACAUCUCGACCACCCCGUUUUCCCGGCCCUGUUACCUUCGAAGGUACUCGCGAUAAUGCCACUCCCAGUGGCCAUCGGGCGCACGUUUCAAAAAUGCUCCGAAGGCGGAGCCGUGCUCAGGAUACGUUCCGUGAGGUCAGACGGCAAGGCCGUGCCUGCGCCGGUGUUAGCUCGUCUCUAAGCUUCUCCGCUGUUUCUUAAACUGCAUAGAUCUUAUUCUCCGACGAGCUACUCCAUAGUUCCGAGUCUAUUUCGAUCCUGGCCCCCAUGACGAGAACGUAUCCCGAGCAUUGUAGCUGCAGUCGCUGAAGAUUCGCUGGACGCUGCAACCCAGAACUGUUCUCCCGCACCUACG